Molecule: messenger RNA, 2055 nt
Organism: Diutina rugosa
Lineage: Eukaryota; Fungi; Ascomycota; Pichiomycetes; Serinales; Debaryomycetaceae
Gene: PRD1
Product: metalloendopeptidase
Exons: 1
Coding region: 1-2055 (684 amino acids)
Biological process (GO): proteolysis; peptide metabolic process
Cellular component (GO): mitochondrial intermembrane space
Molecular function (GO): metalloendopeptidase activity
Source: RefSeq, a predicted model, not a curated record
AUGUCAAUUGAUUACAAGAAACUUGUCACUGAAUCCCCUAUCAUCUACCCUAGUUGGACCCACACUCCCCAGCAGAUCAAGGAUGAUAUGAAGGUCCUCGAAAAGGAGGCCAGGGACCUCAAUGAUAAAGUGGCAAAAAUCGAAGACCCCACUGUGGAAAACGUUCUCAAGCCCUGGAAAGAAUUUGACGACUCUUUCACUCGUAGAGAACUGGUGCUUACCUUCUAUCAGGACAUGUCAACCGACAAAGCUUUGCGUGAUGCUGCCAGGGACGCUGAAAAUGAAUCUCGUCAAACUUGGGUGGAAAUGCUGAUGCGCAGGGACGUGUACGGUGUUCUCAAAAAGUUACUUGUUAAGUUGGAAGCCGAUCCCAAUGCCGACGCCGACGACUUGCGUUUCCUUAAACGGGAAGUGGAAAAUUUCGAACGUGCUGGGUUAGCAUUGCCUGACGACAAAUUCGAACGAGUUAAAGCGAUCAAAUUGGAGUUGGGCAAGUUGCUGACGGAAUUUUCCACCAACCAGAAUGAAGAAAAGGACUUUAUCGAAUUCACCCUUGAAGAAUUGGACGGCGUGCCUCAAGAUACGAUUGAUGGCUUCGAGAAGAAUGGCGACAAAUAUCGCAUGACUUACAAGUAUCCCGAUGUCAUUCCUACAAUGAAGUACGCACACAAUCAAGAGACAAGAAAGCGUGCUUUCCUCGGCUCCCAAUCGAAGUCCCCUCAAAAUGGCCCCAUUCUCGAAAAAAUGAUCAAGUUGAGAUUUGAAUUGGCUAAGCUUUUGGGCUAUGACACUUAUUCCAACUAUGUUCUCGAACAACGCAUGGCCAAGAACCAAACUAAUGUUCUCAACUUCUUGAAUGAUCUCAAAGAAAAAUUGGCCCCCGUGGGUAAGCAAGAUUUGAAGAGAAUGCUUGACUUCAAGAAUAAGGAUUUGAAGGAAAGAGGCUUACCUGUGCAAGACAAGUUGUACUUGUGGGAUAAUGCCUACUACAAUGAAAAGUUGCUUGAAAAGGAAUAUCUGGUGGACAACCUCAAGGUUGCGGAAUAUUUUCCUCUUACUGAGACUUUGGACACGAUGUUUUCAUUCUAUGAGAAGAUCUUUGACAUUAAGGUUGUCAAGUUGAGCGAAGACGAAUUGCCUGAAGGCGCUUUGUGGCACAAGGAUGCUCAGUUGUUUGCUAUUUACCAAAAUGUUGCUCGUGGUGAAAAGAAGAAUGAGUACAUGGGCUUGUUGUACUUGGACUUGCACCCUCGUGAAGGUAAGUACUCGCACGCUGCAAACUUCGGUAUCGACCCUGGUCAUGAAAACCCUGAUGGCUCUCGCCACACGCCCGUGACAGUAUUGUUGUGUAACUUCACCAAGCCAACCAAGGAAAAGCCUCUGUUGAUGAUGCAUUCGGAAGUAGUGACAAUGUUCCAUGAAUUGGGCCAUGGGAUUCACAAUAUCCUCUCGAAGACUCGUUACUCUAACCACCACGGUACUCACGUUGAAAGAGACUUUGUAGAAUGCCCUUCGCAAAUGUUGGAAUACUGGACGUGGCUGAAGGACGAAUUGAAGAAGUUGAGUCGUCACUAUAAGACGGGUGAACCCAUGGACGAUGGUUUGAUCGAUGAUUUAAUUAGAACGAAGAAUGUUAACCUGGGUUUGCACAACUUGCGUCAGUUGCACUUUGCACUUUUUGACAUGACCUUGCACACCAAGACUGAUGAGAAGGACAUUGAAGCUUUGGACUUGUUCAAGUUGUGGAAUGAAUUGCGUUUCGAGUUAGUGGGUCUUGAUGAUGAUAACAAUCCUACACCCGGUUACGCUUCGUUCGGUCACAUUGCUGGUGGAUACGAGUCAGGAUACUACGGAUACUUGUACUCGAACGUUUUUGCUCUGGAUAUUUACUACUCGUUGUUCAAACAAAACCCUAUGGACAUUGACAAUGGGAUCAGAUACCGCGAUAUUGUCUUGAAGCGUGGUGGCUCCAAGGACUCGAUGGACAACUUGAAGGAAUUAUUGGGUCGUGAGCCGAACGCCGAAGCCUUCACCAAGGAAAUCUUAGGCAACUAG